This is a messenger RNA of Sitophilus oryzae (rice weevil), 1616 nucleotides long. It is a transcript of the gene Mfap1, whose product is annotated as microfibrillar-associated protein 1. Gene Ontology annotation, cellular component: U2-type spliceosomal complex. NCBI's taxonomy places the organism in Eukaryota, Metazoa, Arthropoda, Insecta, Coleoptera, Curculionidae. Gene Ontology annotation, molecular function: RNA binding. Bases 200 to 1525 code for a protein of 441 amino acids. Gene Ontology annotation, biological process: mRNA splicing, via spliceosome. The transcript has 5 exons. The record is from RefSeq and is a predicted model, not a curated record.
CUGUUGACAGUUGACAGUUUUGUUUUGACCAGUGGUUCGUGAAGACUGUAAUUUGGAGAGUGAAAAAGUGUUUAUUUGGAUUAAAUUUGUAUAGUGUAGGUACUAGAAAACAAUAAAAGGAGAGAAGAAUAAUAUAUAAAUACCAAAGUUAUUAAACUUCCUGAUCCUUUAUUUGUCAAGUUUUAAGUAGUACGACACUAUGGCUCUCAAUCCACCUUUGAUAUAUGGAAUACAAAGUACGGCCGGUGCCGUCCCAGUCAGAAAUGAAAAAGGUGAAAUUUCUAUGCAAAAAGUAAAGGUUCACAGAUAUGUAUCUGGAAAAAGACCAGACUAUGCUCAGGAAGUUCCUUCAGAUAGUGAUAGUGAUGAAGACGAUUUCUUGGAGCGCAGACAUCACAUUAAUAAAGAAGCAUCGCCAGAAUUAAUAAGAAGUGAUGAUGAGUUAAAAGAUCCACGUUUAAAAAGGUUACGGAAUAUCGAAAUUGAUACAGAAGUACGUCCUGAACGUCGCAGACACGUUUUUGAAGCAGAAGUUUUGGAAUCUUCUGAUGAUGAAGAGCUAAACGUUAGUUUACCAGAGCACAAACACACUUUAGAAGCGGGACCAGAUGAUGACGCUUCGGAAGAGGAACUUAGCGAUGAAGAAAUCGAAAGAAGAAGAGAGCACCUUAAAAGUAAAAUGGUAAAAACUAAACACGAAGAGGAAUUCUUGAAGAAGGAAGAGGAUUCUACCUCAUCAGAGGAGGAAGAGUCGGAAGAAUAUACAGAUUCCGAGGAAGAAACUGGACCUAGACUUAAGCCAGUAUUUGUGAGAAAAAGAGACAGAGUUACUAUUAUUGAAAAGGAGAAAGAAGCGGUAAGACAAAAAAGAUUGGAGGAAGAUGAAAUAAGAAAGGCUGAAGAAAAACGUCGUCAGACCCUAAGAAUGGUAGAAGAGUUAAUCCGUAAUAAAAAAGAAGAUAAAGACAAAGAUACUAACGAGCCUGAUUUAAAUGAUGUCUGUACAGAUGAUGAAAAUGACGAGGUGGAAUACGAAGCCUGGAAAUUAAGAGAACUAAAAAGGGUAAAGCGAGACAGAGAAGAAAGGGAAGCCGUAGAAAAAGAAAAGAUGGAGAUAGAGAAACUAAGAAAUAUGACAGAAGAAGAAAGGAGGUUGGCUUUAAGACUAAACCCGAAAUUAGUAACAAACAAGGCGGCAAAAGGAAAAUACAAGUUCUUGCAGAAGUAUUAUCAUCGUGGUGCUUUCUAUUUAGACAAAGAGGAUGAAGUGUUUAAGAGAGAUUUUGCUCAAGCCACUCUGGAGGAUCACUUUGACAAAACUAUACUUCCGAAAGUUAUGCAGGUUAAAAACUUUGGAAGAUCUGGACGUACCAAAUACACACACUUGGUUGAUCAAGAUACUACACAGUUUGAUUCACCAUGGUCGAAUGAAAAUCAGCAGAACAUCAAAUUUCAUUCAACACAGGCAGGCGGGGUAAAGCAGACAUUUGAAAAGCCAUCUCUUAAGAAGAAGAAAACACAGUAAUGGAUGUGUUAAUUUUAAUUUUGUAAAUAUUAUAUUUAAGAGUGUAUGUAAUGAAUUUUUGUUACUUAAUAUAGUUACUGAAAACCCUAAA